Salarias fasciatus (jewelled blenny) is the source of this 5424-nucleotide messenger RNA. It is a transcript of the gene calcrla, whose product is annotated as calcitonin receptor-like a. The transcript is spliced from 13 exons. The coding region runs from base 214 to 1656 and encodes 480 amino acids. Gene Ontology annotation, molecular function: calcitonin gene-related peptide receptor activity; adrenomedullin receptor activity; calcitonin receptor activity. NCBI's taxonomy places the organism in Eukaryota, Metazoa, Chordata, Actinopteri, Blenniiformes, Blenniidae. Gene Ontology annotation, cellular component: plasma membrane. Gene Ontology annotation, biological process: cell surface receptor signaling pathway; adenylate cyclase-activating G protein-coupled receptor signaling pathway; angiogenesis. The record is from RefSeq and is a predicted model, not a curated record.
CCUGACAGCCGCUUCAGCUGCGCUCAGUGUGCGCCGGAGACCCGCCGCGUCCGCUCCCCCCUCUGCGCACCGACCCGGGACGGCCGCUCACUGUCUGGGGAGGGAAAAAAAUAAAAAGCGAGGCUUUCUGUGGGAUUUUGGGUGGAGAGUUUUACCCCCGCUUGGAUCUGUACCCUCCGGGCUCCAGCUGGUAAAUCACCAAGCAGCUCAGACAUGGCUGAGAGGAAGCUGGAGGGCUUCAGGUGGAGUUGGAUGGUGGCGCUCGUCCUGCUGUGUGACCUGACGAAGUUUUUGGUGAAGGCCAGCAUGGAGGUCAAUGAAACCCAGCAGCUGCAUCCAACCAACGUCUACCACGACAUGACCCUGACCAGGAACAAGAUCGUCACGGCACAGUUCGAGUGUUACCAGAAGAUCAUGAAGGACAACACCAACACCAAUAGCAGACAAGAGCCCAUGUGUAAUCGCACCUGGGAUGGUUGGCUAUGUUGGGACGACACCAGUGCAGGGAUUGUAUCGGAACAGCACUGCCCGGACUACUUCCAGGACUUUGACCCUUCCGAGAUGGUCACAAAGAUUUGCACUGACAGCGGCCAUUGGUUCCAUCACCCUGAGAGCAACCGGACAUGGACCAACUACACCCGCUGUAACGAGCACACCAAUGAAGGCAGAGUGACUGCAAUGAAUCUUUUCUACUUAGCCCUCAUAGGACAUGGGCUGUCGCUGACCUCGCUCUUCAUAUCCCUUGGAAUAUUCUUCCAUUUCAAGAGUCUGAGCUGCCAAAGGAUCACCCUUCACAAAAACCUUUUCUUCUCCUUUGUUCUGAACUCUGUAAUCACCAUUAUUUGGCUGACCGCAGUUGCGAACAACCAGGAGCUGGUGCAGAGGAAUCCAACGAGCUGCAAAGUGUCCCAGUUCAUUCAUCUCUACCUGUUUGGCUGUAAUUACUUCUGGAUGCUGUGUGAGGGGAUUUAUCUGCACACGCUCAUCGUGGUGGCCGUAUUUGCCGAGAAGCAGCACCUGAUGUGGUAUUACCUCCUCGGCUGGGGCUUUCCUCUCAUUCCGGCUUCCAUACAUGCCAUUGCUCGAAGCUACUACUACAACGACAACUGUUGGAUAAGCUCCAAAACGUCGCUACUCUACAUCAUCCACGGUCCGAUCUGUGCAGCGUUGUUGGUGAAUUUGUUCUUCCUGCUGAACAUCGUGCGAGUUCUCAUCACCAAGCUGAAGGUGACCCACCAGGCGGAGUCCAGCCUCUACAUGAAGGCGGUGAGAGCCACGCUCAUCCUGGUGCCUCUUCUGGGAAUCCAGUACGUGCUGCUUCCCUACAAGCCCGAGGGCCGCGUCUCCUCAGAAAUAUACGACUACAUCAUGCACAUACUGAUGCAUUACCAGGGUCUGCUUGUGGCCACAAUCUUCUGCUUUUUCAAUGGAGAAGUCCAGGCCGUUCUGAGGAGACACUGGAACCAGUACCACGUGCAGUACGGCAGCAGCGUGGGGAACCACUCGGACGCGUUGCGCUCUGCGUCCUACACGGCCUCCUCCAUCACCGAGGUGCAGGGCUGCUACAGCAUCGACGGCCACACGGAACACAUGAACGGCAAGAGCUGCCUCGACACGGACGUCUCCAUCUUAAAAUCCGACAGCCCCUUCGCCUGACGCCAGCACCCCUCUCAGACUCCGUCCCUCCCGACGCCACCAUCACCCUUAAAACCCGCGGCAUGUUUGGAGCUCUGUGGAAACCAUGGAAACUUGCCUCUACCUGUAGAUACAAUGAUAGAAGGAAUGGAAGAGGAUCACCCGCCUGGAAGAAAUCGUCCGGCAGACCCUUUAGCUGCGUGUGACGGCGCGCUCCGUGCAGCCACUCCAGGACUGCUUCCCUUGGACUCGGAUGCUUUCUGAUAAUCACAAAAUUGUUGCAACCUUUCUCUCCAACAGAAUCUGUUUUUAGAGGGGUGCAUACUGACUGCCUGGUUGACCUUUCAGGGUCUUGAUGUGCACAAAAAAGCCUUCGGUUACACUGUAAAUUCCUUUGACACUGUUUGUGCCAAACCAAAAAAAGUUCUGCCUGCCUCAUUUAUGUGUUAAUAAGGAAUCAGAAAAAAGAUAUAGGACAUGGAACAGUUGCAUAAUAUAUUAAAGCGCUAUAUAUUUCACAUGUUAAUUUAUCAAAGCAUAUUCAGUUACAUAAACACAUUAAAUACCAUUCAGUAUUUAUUAAAGGUGACAUGCUACGUUCUCUUUAAUAGGACACAAUGGAGUACUGGUGUGACUUGUUGCCAGCAACAUUGUAAACUUUUUAAAUGUUUCAGUGUUUGUUGCUUUGUGUACAGUCGGUGCGGAUGAAUGCCAGAAUUAGCUUGUUAGCUAGCACGCUUGCUAGUGUCUGAAGGUGUUAUAAGUGACCCUUAUUGACAGGUGAACCCUUUCAACCACGUACGAAAUGCAGCUUUCUCACCGAAACGUGCAACACUACAUCAGUUCAAUACAUAUGAAUGUAAGUUAUCGCCUUCCCUCUCACAUUUCUUUCUUUUAGUUGCACCCCCUUUUUCCCCCCCACUGAUUUAGCUACAUAUCACAGAGACUUGAGCAUUAGCUCGUGUCGCAACCGAAAACGGCGCAGUUGCAUGAACGCAUGAGUGGGGUUGCAUCGCUUCAGGUACAGACGAGAAGGUGAAAUUCAGGUCAGGACGCUCAGAUUUGCUGAUGCACACCUCGGUGAGUUUUAAGCUUCAGCGCAUUUCAGUGCUAUCCUUACAUAUAGCAAGCAAAAAAAGAAAAAAAGCUUACGUAAUGAAGUGUUUGUGUUCGCCAUGGUUAGCAGAUUUUGCAGCUCUUGAUAAGUGCCAAUAAACAUUAGCUCUGUUAAAGCUAAUAUAAGUAGCCAAACAAAUCCUGUAUUUUUACACGACCCUAGCGGUUUAAACCUCUACCUACAUAUCUUCAUCAAAAUUAGCCUCAAUCAAAAUUAUUAAUAUUUACUUAAGCAAAUACUGCUUAAAUCCACAACUUCUUAAAAACUUUCUCUUCUUGUGCACUUCACCAUAGAAGUCACUACAUGAUUACAUAAAUGAGGGAAUUCCUGAUAAUUGGAAGCUAAAGUUUGCAAUUUGCUUGGUAAGUCCUUCUGAGUUCCUGUUUGCAUAACAGCGGCGCUUAGGGAAACUAAAAAUGCAACUUUUUGAAAAUGACUCUUGAAGUCAUAUUUACUCAUUUUAUCCUUUCUUUUAUGAUAAAAUGGAAAAUGAAACAAGACUGUUCGGGUCAAUUUUCAUAUUAGAAAUCUACAUAAAAACUACAUUUCAUAAUGAAGAAGUUGAUAGAACAAACAUGAUAAUGAACGUUAAGCCAUUUUUUUGCUACUUCCUCAUCAGGCACAAUUGUUUUAGUCUAAAUUUCUGUGCACAACCUCUAUUCAAAGGUACAUUUAUCACGGUUUUUACAAACUUUUCCAAACCUGUGAAAAUAAUUGAAGUAAAUUUAUCAGAGAAAUUCCUCCUCUGGGCAGCGCUCAGCUAAGCCCAUAUUUUCAGACCUUCCUUUUAUUUUAUUUUUCAGCAUCGUCCUGUUGUCCGUUCAUCCUCCGGAGCUUGUACAGAAUGCUGGGAACAUGAGUUACUAUCAGUUCAUGUAAAUAUUGUUUUGUAAAUUCAACAUUUCAAAGAGGACAACGUGCGAGUGUGUGUAUGCGUGCGUGCAUGAUUUCUAUAUACAGUGUUCAUGGGUAGAUUAUAUUCGAAGGCAUUCAAACCACUACUUGUGUCAGGUGGGGUUAUUAUUUUCUGUCAUCAAGCUACUGUAUCUGUUAUGUCUUCAUCUUUAACAUUUCAUCACCUCUUUAAUUUUCUUGAACUCUUAAGCACAAAGAUCCGUGUAUGUCGAGGUUUUAUGUAUUCUCCUCAUGCCACACCGCCAGUGUGUGUGUCCAGGAUCACAAUCAGCCCUCCAGACGCCGUGUUAUCUCUGUUUUUCCAGCACAUGGUCUGGAAAAUAACAACCUACCUUCUCUGUCGAGACUUUUAAGGUGUUUGUUUUUGGAUAGAGUAGCUCCGAGGUGGACAACCUCCAAUUUUCCUAUUUCGUCUCUCAACGGCCCGUCGUUUUCUUUUCAUGGUUCAUUUCACGGUAACUUCUGAAUGUCUCCAUUUUCAGUCUGGUGGCUUAACGCGCUUUCUGUCGUACGAGGGAGGAAAGGUGGUUUGUAUUUUCAGGAGGCAAAUUAAUGCAGGGAUGUCAAACUCACACAUACAGCUCGAUUUGAUCGUUUACACGAUGUUUUCAAGUGAAAAUGCAAAACUUUUGUUGCAUUUUGGGGGCCCAUUUACACGACAAUGGUCGUCUGAACCACUGAAUAUGCAGCAUUUUGAAAAUGGCUUCUAAGGGGGAACAUUUUGAGAAUGACUUCAUCGUUGCCUGUGUGUGGUUUUAUUACAGAAACGCACAGCACCCACUAGUGGCCCAACAUGAAACCUGCAUCGUUUUCAGCAUUUCUGCCGCUGUCAUGUAAACGGACAUCAUGCAGAAAAACUGAAUUUUCACUUGAAAUUUAUUUAAAAUGUCUGUUUUUGUAUGAGGAGCUGUUGAAAAGGUUUACAUCCAAACAAACAAAAACUCAAACAAGCUGACAAGUUUCACGAUCAAUUUCAACACCGUCUUUUUUGUAAAUAAUACCACAUUUCUGCUAGCUUUUACUGAUCUCUCAGCUCAGGCCUCAGUGUUGUUUGACGUCCACCACUCUAUUGAAAACACCACAGUCCCUGCUGGUAGACAGAUGACCAGUUUUGGCCCUGGGGCCGUAUAUUUGACAUCCCUGCAUCAGAUGGUAUGAAGACGUCCUCGUUUGAGGCGCCGGCUUCAUUCGGUGUAUCGGCAGAAUUACAGCAGUUGUUCUUUUGGAAAAUCAGAUCUGCAGGACAGUUUCUCCUUUUUAAACACAAAAAGUCAUUUACGGUGUCGUGACUCAACAUAAUCCCAUAAGUGUGUGUGUGUGUGUGUGUGUGUGUGUGUGUGUGUGUGUGUGUGUGUGUGUGUGUGUGUGUGUGUGGCGGGGGGGAUUAUGAAAGCCAGAGGCUUUUAGUGAGCAUAGCGAAUCCUGUGUGUCAUUUAAGUUGUGUAUUUAUGUGUGAAACGUCUUCGGGGGCGUUUGUGAAGUCCACUGUGACGCUCCGGUGAAACCUUGUAAAGUUUGACUAAAGCAUUGAGGAUGAUGUCUGUAGUUUUGGUUUCUACUGUACUGUAUCUGACUUUUGACUCCACACUGAUGUUUGAAUGUAAAUGGUUUUAUUUUAUUCUCUGGAUGUGAAGAACAUAUAGAUAUAUAUAUAUAUAUAUUUACGUAUAAUGUCUUUUUUUAUUAUUUCAUUGAGUUAGACAAUGUUGCUAUCUUGUGUGUAUCUGCAUAGUAAUACAGUAUAGCACUGCACUGGC